AAUAAUCUAAGGGUUUGGUAUGGUUUAGUUCAGUUGGGUUAUAAAGGCUCCAAGCUAAACUUCAUCGUUUCCUCUCCACCAAGUAGUGAGUAUCUCUUUCUUUCUCUCUUUCUCCGCGGAAUCUCUUUUUCUGGUUGCGUUUGAGUCCGAGAGAUGGCGGAGGAGAAGAAAGUUGCUCCAAUUGGUAUCUGGACUACUGUGAAGCCCUUCGUCAAUGGCGGUGCCUCUGGUAUGCUUGCAACUUGCGUUAUCCAGCCGAUUGACAUGAUCAAGGUGAGGAUUCAACUAGGUCAGGGAUCUGCAGCCAGUGUGACCACGACCAUGUUCAAGAAUGAGGGUAUCGGUGCCUUUUACAAGGGUUUAUCUGCUGGUUUGCUGAGGCAAGCAACUUACACCACUGCCCGUCUUGGAUCAUUCAAGUUGCUGACUGCAAAAGCAAGUGAGGCAAAUGAUGGGAAGCCACUACCGCUGUAUCAGAAGGCUCUUUGUGGUUUGACAGCUGGUGCAAUCGGUGCUUGCGUUGGUAGUCCAGCCGAUUUAGCGCUUAUCAGAAUGCAAGCCGAUAAUACUUUGCCGUUAGCUCAGCGCAGGAACUACACCAACGCCUUCCAUGCGCUUUACCGUAUUAGUGCUGAUGAAGGAGUUCUAGCACUUUGGAAAGGUUGUGGACCAACUGUGGUCAGAGCAAUGGCUUUGAACAUGGGAAUGCUUGCGUCUUAUGAUCAAAGUGCUGAAUACAUGAGAGAUAAUCUUGGUCUUGGGGAGACAUCUACGGUCGUAGGAGCAAGUGCUGUUUCCGGAUUCUUCGCUGCGGCUUGCAGUCUGCCAUUUGACUUUGUCAAAACUCAGAUCCAGAAAAUGCAACCCGAUGCUCAGGGUAAAUAUCCAUACACGGGUUCGCUCGACUGUGCCAUGCAAACCUUAAAAGCAGGAGGACCUCUCAAAUUCUACACAGGUUUCCCUGUUUACUGCGUCAGGAUCGCCCCUCACGUCAUGAUGACAUGGAUCUUCCUGAACCAGAUUACAAAAUUCCAAAAGACCAUUGGGCUGUGAUCUUAAUACAAACAUUGUCAAGUGCGCGGCAAAAAUAAGAUGAGAAGAACGAAAACGCAAUUGGAAUUGUGUUCAUUUCCUUUUUUUUUUAAUCAAAUAACUAAAGGCAUUAUUGGAGGUGUUUGAGACUUAAAUUUUUUUUUUUCUGUUAAUGGUCGUUGAUUGGUCCGUGAACUUCAAAAUUUUCCUCUUGAUGUUCAAAACAAACAGAUACCAGAGAAUUUAAGACUUUA
Molecule: messenger RNA, 1286 nt
Organism: Eutrema salsugineum
Lineage: Eukaryota; Viridiplantae; Streptophyta; Magnoliopsida; Brassicales; Brassicaceae
Product: mitochondrial dicarboxylate/tricarboxylate transporter DTC
Exons: 6
Coding region: 154-1053 (299 amino acids)
Molecular function (GO): oxoglutarate:malate antiporter activity
Source: RefSeq, a predicted model, not a curated record